Lineus longissimus is the source of this 10575-nucleotide messenger RNA. RefSeq names its product E3 ubiquitin-protein ligase HECTD1-like. The transcript has 36 exons. Gene Ontology annotation, biological process: proteasome-mediated ubiquitin-dependent protein catabolic process; anatomical structure development; protein K63-linked ubiquitination. Bases 144 to 7817 code for a protein of 2557 amino acids. Lineage: Eukaryota; Metazoa; Nemertea; Pilidiophora; Heteronemertea; Lineidae. Gene Ontology annotation, molecular function: protein binding; ubiquitin protein ligase activity; metal ion binding. The record is from RefSeq and is a predicted model, not a curated record. Gene Ontology annotation, cellular component: nuclear speck.
AUAUCUAACAAAAAAUCAACUGUAAUCAAGAUCAUAACAUCAUGAUUACUGCAUAAAGAUGUCAGUAUAAAGUGAACUAACAGACACCAGUGACCUAGCUGUCGAAGUUAGGUCUUCGUAAAGGGGCUGAGGAGAGAUUCAGCAUGGCGGAUGUUGAUCCUGAGACUUUGCUAGAAUGGCUGCAGAUGGGCCAGGGAGACGAGAGGGACAUGCAGUUGAUUGCCCUUGAACAGCUCUGUAUGUUGCUGCUCAUGUCUGACAAUGUGGAUAGGUGCUUUGAAAGUUGCCCUCCACGGACGUUCCUGCCAGCCCUCUGUCGUAUCUUCCUGGACGAGUGUGCACCUGACAAUGUCCUGGAGGUUACUGCCCGGGCCAUCACGUACUACCUGGAUGUAUCAGCUGAGUGCACUCGCCGCAUUGUGGCUGUGGAUGGCGCCAUCAAGGCUAUCUGUAAUAGGCUUGUCAUCGCUGAGAUGUCCUCAAGAACAAGCAGGGAUCUUAGUGAGCAGUGUAUCAAGGUGCUGGAACUGAUAUGUACAAGAGAAUCUGGAUCAGUAUUUGAAUCAUCCGGUCUGAACUGUGUGCUGACCUUCAUCAAGGAACAUGGAACCCAGAUCCACAAAGACACUCUCCACUCGGCCAUGUCAGUCGUGUCCCGUCUCUGUGGAAAGAUGGAGCCACAGGACGCUGCUUUGGAAUCCUGUAUCGAGUCACUCUCAACACUUCUGAAGCAUGAAGAUCAGUUUGUUGCUGAUGGUGCUCUACGGUGCUUCGCAUCCCUUGCAGAUCGUUUCACGAGACGUAGCGUUGAACCUGCUCCCCUUGCAAAGCAUGGCCUGGUUGCGGACCUACUGCAGCGAUUGGCUGCAAGUGGUGUCGCCGGACCUGGUAUCUCCUCUACGCCAGGAGGAGCUGCCGCUACCCCUGAAAUCAAGAGCAGUCCUAGUAUUUCGACUGUGAUUAGUCUGCUCUCUACAUUGUGCCGUGGAUCGCCAGGAGUGACAACCGACCUCCUCAGAUCAGAGUUGCCCGAUUCCAUUGAAAGUGCGCUGCGAGGAGAUGAGAGAUGUGUUUUGGAUACAAUGCGUUUGGUCGAUUUGUUACUCGUUCUCCUAUUUGAGGGACGCAAGGCACUACCAAAGUCCGGCGUGGGUACGCUCUGUAGCCGUAUACCUGGCUUGAGGCGUAUGGACAGUGCUGGCGAGAGAUCUCACCGCCAAUUGAUUGAUUGUAUCCGGAGCAAGGAUACCGAUGCUGUGAUAGAUGCUGUGGAUACUGGAAGUUUUGAAGUGAACUUCAUGGAUGACGUUGGACAGACUUUACUCAACUGGGCUUCAGCUUUUGGAACUCAAGAAAUGGUUGAGUUUUUAUGUGAAAGAGGUGCUGAUGUCAAUAGAGGCCUGAGGUCGUCAUCACUUCACUAUGCUGCUUGUUUCGGCAGGCCACAGAUAGUGAAAACGCUGCUGAGACAUGGUGCCAACCCCGAUUUACGUGAUGAAGAUGGCAAAACACCGUUAGAUAAAGCUAGGGAGAGAGGAGAUGAAGGUCAUAGGGAGGUCAUACAGAUAUUGCAGUCUCCAGGAGAAUGGAUGGUGCCAGCAGCCAGUCGUGAAGGCACAGCACUCUCCAGCGUCAUCUCAACUGCAUCUGGUACAGCCUCAGCCCCAGUGCCUGCCUGUCCCCCAGUGCAGGAGAGUUCUGCAGAAAAGGACAAGAAGGAAGAGAUCAAUACAGAACUUGAUAAAACCGAAUCGUCAGAACCAAAGGGUGACCCCGAGAUGGCUCCCGUCUACCUGCAGAGGCUGCUGCCAGUUUUCACACAGUGUUACCAGAGCACCAUGCUCCCCUCAGUCAGACGAGCCAGCCUUUCCCUCAUCAAGAAGAUGAUCCACUACAUACAGAUGCCGCUCCUGGUCGAUGUCUGUGCCAUUGGGAACUUCGGCUCACAACUUGUCGAGGUCCUUGCUACAGUCUUGGAUAGUGAGGAUGACGAGGGUCAUUUGACCUCCCUGCAGAUCAUCCAGGAUCUCACCAACAAGGACAGUGAUUUGUUCCUUGAGCAUUUCGCCCGCCUUGGCGUGUUCAACAAGGUGUUCACCCUGGCGGGACCCUCAGAGGAGGACUCUGGAUGUAGGGGCAAGGAAGAAAAGGAGGAAGAGGUCUUGAUGGAAGAUGCUAAAGAGAUCUUACAGGGUCGGCCCUACCACUGGAAAGAUUGGUGCAUAGCCCGAGGCCGGGACUGUCUCUACAUCUGGAGUGAUGCUGCUGCCCUUGAGCUCUCCAAUGGCAGUAAUGGCUGGUUCCGGUUCAUUUUGGAUGGGAAGCUUGCCACGAUGUAUUCGAGUGGGAGCCCCGAGGGAGGCAGUGACAGCUCCGAAAACCGAGGUGAAUUCUUAGAAAAACUUCAGAGGGCACGUAGUCAGGUUAAAACUGGCACACCUAGUCAGCCAAUAUUGUCUCAUCUGAGCCCCACGAGGAUCGUCGUAGGCAACUGGUCAUUGAUGUGCAAGAAGGAUGGAGAACUCAUCAUCCAUAACUCUGAUGGGCAGCAGCAGGCGACAAUCCUAAGGGAGGACUUGCCUGGGUUUGUCUUUGAGUCCAAUAGAGGGACGAAGCAUACCUUUACUGCAGAGAUGUCACUUGGUGCUGAUUUUGCUCCGGGUUGGGCUGGCAAGAAGAGCAAGAAGUUGCGCUCAAAGGUUGAAGCUGUAAAGAUCAAGGUGAAGACACUUGCUCGGGAGCUGUAUGACAAGCAUUUCAAGGUAGCCCAGGCUACUCCUAGAGGUGUGGUGGCCAAACUGUGCAAUAUUGUCCACAAGAUCGAAUCGGCCAUGGAAAAACAAGUCAAACCUGCUGAGGGCAUGGAAGAAGUCAGUUGGAAAGAAGAACUUCGCUCAGCCCUCGAUGAGUUGACAGCACUCCUGAGAGAUGAACAAACGAUAUCUGCGUAUGAGCUGCAUAGUAGUGGUUUAGUCCAGGCUUUACUCAACUGUUUGAACAAUAAUAUGGACGAAUGCUUUGGUGAUGCCAAGAGGCGAGCCCAACAAAGAGUGAAUAUUUACAAAAGUGCCUUUAGGGGAAAAGAAGACGGGUCAACCACCCCUGCAGUUGCUCUUGUUAGAAAGCUGAUAGCUGUGUUAGAAUCGAUCGAAAAACUCCCUGUUUACUCAUAUGAUACCACAGGAGGUGGUUAUGGACUUCAGAUCCUGACGCGACGUUUGCGGUUCCGCCUCGACCGCGCUUCUGGUGAGACAUCGCUUAUUGAUAGGUCUCGACGCCUCCUGAAGAUGGAGCCAUUGACUACUGUUGGUGAUUUAGAGAGAUACCUUUUGAAAAUGGUUGCUAAGCAAUGGUACGACUAUGAUCGGGGUACUUAUGUGUUUGUAAAGAAGCUGAAAGAACCGAAUUCAAAGAUUUCCUUCACUCACCAGAGAGAUUUUGAUGAGAAUGGACUUCUACAUUGGAUUGGAACAAAUGCAAAGACUGCAUACGAAUGGGUAAAUCCUGGCCAGUAUGGUUUAGUUGUUGUAUCCUCCUCAGAAGGCAGGAAUCUCCCCUAUGGUCGCUUGGAAGACAUCCUCAGCCGAGACUCGUCGGCAUUGAAUUGCCAUACCAAUGAUGAUAAGAAGGCCUGGUUCUCCAUUGAUCUUGGUCUGUGGAUCCUCCCGAGUUGUUACACGCUCAGACAUGCUCGUGGUUAUGGGAGCCGCUCGGCCCUCAGGAACUGGCAGUUCCAGGUCUCCAAGGAUGGCACCAACUGGACCACGCUCUAUAACCACGUCGAUGAUUGCUCAUUAAAUGAACCUGGCUCAACAGCAUCAUGGCCCAUUGAAUUACCAGGAGAUGAGAAGCAGGGCUGGAGGCAUAUCCGUCUGCAGCAGACGGGCAAGAACGCUAGUAGUCAGACACAUUACCUGUCUUUGUCAGGAUUUGAGAUUUAUGGUACAACUACCGGAGUAUGUGAUGAUUUAGGUAAGGCAGCGAAAGAAGCUGAAGCCAACCUGCACAAACAGCGCCGUCUGCUCCGAACACAGGUGUUGAAGCAGAUGGUUCCAGGUGCUCGAGUGGUGCGCGGGAUGGACUGGAAAUGGAGGGAUCAAGAUGGACAUCCUCCAGGCGAGGGGCGGGUCACAGGUGAUCUACACAAUGGUUGGAUUGACGUAACUUGGGAUGCUGGCGGUUCCAACUCUUACAGGAUGGGUGCAGAAGGAAAGUACGACCUUCAGUUGGCCCCGUCUCACGAUCCUGAUAAACUGAAACCAUUAUUGAAGGAAGGUGCUAUGGGAGGGGUAAAGACCAAACCAAAUAAUCCACAGGCUACAGAUUCUGUCAAAAAGUCAAGCUCACUAACGAGCAGGAAGAGCAGUUCAACCCCUAGUCUAAGUGAUGUAUCUGAAUCAAAGGCGUCUGUAGCCAGCACGGAGCAGGCAGCCUCAGCUGAGAAUAUCUCUGCUACCGUUAGAGCGGCUGCAAGAAGUGUGGCAGAGAGCAUUAGUAUGAUGAAUGAAGAUGCCUCAAUCAAAGUUCAUAUUGAUACUGAGGAGAGGCUAUCGUCCGAGACCGUCCUUGUUCACCGCAGUGCCGAGGAUGCAUUCUUUGAUGGCGCUUGUGGCGAAGACUUGUCCUUGAAAUCAACUGAAUCGUUGUUGAAAGGAGCCGUUGGUGGCGUCGUAGUGAAGAGCAGUAACUCACAGAACGCGAGUAACAUGAAUGAUUCAAAGACUGAUCAGAAAAAGAUGGAUUCCCAAACGCGCACUUCGCCAACCAAUCCGAUGAGCGUGAGUGUUCCAAAUCUGCCAAGCAGUACGGACCAGACGUCAAGUUUGUUGGAAUCAUUCUCGUCAGUUCUGAGGAGGAAUCGAGGCAACAAUAACAUGACGAGGUGUAGUAAUAUGAGCAGUUUGGCGAGGUUGGCUUUGCAGGCAAAUUCUCCAAGUACAAACAGCUUACUGAGCCAAGCACAGAGUUACCCUAACUUGACAAGCAGCGGUGCGGCCGUCACGUCUAACACCUUAACCAGCUCCCAUACAAUGGGGAUGGGAAAUGCCACAUCUCACAGCCAGGCCCUUACUAUGAGCCUAGCGUCUACAUCAAGCGAGAGCGACAAUGACUUCUUGGAAAGUUGUCGUGCAACGACUUUAUUGGCGGAGCUCGAAGAUGAUGAUGAUCUGCCAGAACCAGAUGAUGAUGAUGAUGAGAACGAUGAUGAGAAUGAUGACGAUGAUGAAUAUGAUGACGGACUGGUAUGCAGCUUUCUACAAGCUCUUGGUGUGCGUGUCCUCGAUCGAAAAAGAUUAGGCACUGAUAAGAAUACUGAAGAUGAAGAAGAGUACGAUGGCUCAGGAACUCGGACACGAUCAUGGGACGAUGAAUUCGUGCUAAAACGGCAGUUCUCCGCAUUAAUCCCAGCAUUUGAUCCUCGACCUGGGCGAACCAACGUCAACCAGACACAGGAUUUCCAGAUUCCUUCCCCUGGUUCGGAUGAGAAUGCUGCUGUAAGCGAGGAAGAUGGUCCGCCUCAGCCGAGGUUGGCACUCUUCUUGAAUGGACCUGGGUUACCUGGGAUCCCAGAUACUGAGAUUUAUCUUCGAGAUGGCCAUGCUACAAUCUUCAAAUACGUCCAACAGCUUAUGAUUCAAGGUGCCAUUGGUAAUCGUGGGGAUAGAUUAAAGAGGAUAUGGGAGCCGACAUACACAAUUGUUUACAAGGAGCUGAGGGCUGAUGAUAAGCAGAUUUUGGAGAGUGAACAAAAUGGGGGACGCUGGGCUGUCUCAUUUGUGGAGCGCCACCUGGGCACAGAUCAGUUACCUAAAUCUGAUGUCAUUGACUAUUUGCGCCAGAAUGCCGAUGAGUCUUUCCUACGGCGCUGGAAACUCACGGGCACAAGCAAAAACAUCAGAAAGAAUCGGAACUGUCUGCAGCUAGUCGCAGCGUACAAGGAAUUUGUGAAGACUCUGCCGCUGUCACGUCAGGCAGGUGACGCACGUGAACGGUUACUUAGUGAAUCGGAUGCUCCGGUUGCCAUGGAGAUUAGUUGUAACGUGGAAGAUGUCCUGCAGCUGCUUCAGAUACUCUAUGCAAUAUCAAUGGAUCCUGGAAAUGGACAACUUGAACUUGAAACACCCCAGUUCAAUAUUCCUCCCGAGGAGUUCACAAGUAAGAAGAUCACCAACAAGCUUGCCCAGCAGAUCCAAGACCCAUUGGUGCUCUCCAGUAAUGCCUUACCUGACUGGUGCGAGCGGCUCACCAAGUGGUGUCCCAUGCUGUUCCCAUUCGAUACCAGGCAACUCUACUUCUCCUGUACAGCCUUUGGUGCUUCUAGGGCAAUUGUUUGGCUCCAGAACAAGCGUGAUGCAGUGUUGGAUAGGAACCGUGGCCCGACACCAAGGAGAGAUGAUAGCAGUGAGUUCCGUGUCGGACGUUUAAAACAUGAGAGAGUCACGGUUCCCAGAGGGGAUAGUCUGCUGGAUUGGGCCAUUCAGGUCAUGAAGCAGCAUGCAGAGAGGAAAGCCAUAUUGGAGAUUGAGUUCCAGAAUGAGGAGGGAACUGGAUUAGGUCCAACACUUGAGUUCUUCGCAUUGGUUGCUGCUGAGUUCCAGAGGAAGCAACUCAGUAUCUGGCUCUCAGAUGAUGAGGUCCACGAUGACCUUGAGAGAGAGGUCGACAUAGGUCAUGGGGUCAAACCACCAGGAUACUACGUCCAGAGGUCAUGUGGCUUGUUCCCUGCCCCUUUGCCGCAAGAUGGCACAGACAUUGAACAUGCAGAACGUCUCUUUCACACAUUGGGAGCGUUCUUAGCGAAAAGUAUACAAGACAGUCGUCUAGUUGAUAUUCCAUUGUCAAGGCCCUUCCUAAAGAUGAUGUGUCGUGGGGAGGUGGGGAGUCAUAUCACGCAACAAUUCAUCGAGUUAACCACUCGGGAUGAAGACGUCAAAGAUGAACCAGUGGAGACAGACAGAGACAUUCACAGCAUCCAGCGGUCGCACUCUGUCACCAUCCCGCCUUGGUACUCAGGUGUACUCUGUUUUGAGGACUUUGAACAGAUCAAUCCACACCGUGCUAAGUUUUUACGUCAGUUAAAGGAGCUAGCUAAUAGGAAAAGUGCAAUUCUUAGUGACCAGUCAUUGUCGGAUAAAGAGCGGAGGAAUCUCGUUGAGAAUCUGACACUUGAGAUGGCUGGUGGGGGACAGAUUCACCUAGAGGACCUAGGGCUUGUGUUCCAAUAUAAUCCACCAUCGAAGGUGUUUGGUUUUGAUGCGAUUGAUCUCAAACCGAAUGGGGCGGACCAUGAUGUGACCCUUGCUAAUGUAGAGGAGUACGUUGAGCUGAGUCUGGCGCUCUCUCUCAAUACUGGCAUUCGACGGCAGAUGGACGCAUUUAGAGCUGGCUUUGACCUUGUGUUCACCAUAGAGAAACUGUAUUCCUUCAGUCCAGGUGAGGUGCAGACCAUGAUCUGUGGUGACCAAGCCCCUGCAUGGACAAGGGAGGAUGUGUUGAAUUACACUGAGCCAAAGCUUGGUUACACAAAGGAGAGUGCUGGGUUCCAGCGAUUUGUCAAUGUCCUCACUGCGAUGAAUGGAGACGAAAGAAAAUCAUUCCUUCAGUUCACAACAGGUUGUUCAUCACUGCCACCAGGUGGCCUCGCUAACCUCUACCCACGUCUAACGAUUGUGAGAAAGGUUGAUGGUAAUGAUGGGAGUUUUCCAUCUGUCAACACGUGCGUCCAUUAUCUUAAACUUCCCGAGUACUCAACUGAGGACAUCACACGUGAGAGACUAUUGGCUGCCACGAGGGAGAAGGGAUUCCAUCUAAACUGAGUGUGUGAAUGUUAGGUUUUUUUAGCUCCCUGACAAUACCUUAUUCGAGUGGACAUUACAACUUGCUUUUGUUGACCUCUCUUGCUUGGAAAGAGGACAAAGUAUGCACUUCAGGCAGUUGCCCUGAUGAUAUUCUGUGUGCUUUAUUGACAAACUUGUAGCGUGGUUGAUUUCAUGUCAAGGUCACAUGUGGGAAAUGAUUGUCACUGAUACGUCUAUGACAUGAAUUAGGAGUUCAGUCUCUCCUUCAUUAAAACUUAUAUUAAGGGUCGAUGAAUGGUUACCUACCUUGCAAUUUCUUGGAUAGUUUUGAAAGUGCACGUUUUUCAAGUAGUUCUACUGAGUGGUGUUUAUUUGUUGCCUAUUAUGGUCUUGAGGACCUAGGAUAUAGAUUGCUGUUGGUCAUCAUUCAUAAUCGUUGCUAGCUUAUGUACAUUUUCUUCAUGCACAGAGUAGGCAUCGCAAUCACAAAUAGAUAUCUCUAAUGAGGCUUAUCGCUGCCAGGUGGUAUCAUAUGACUCAUCCAGGUAGCCUACUCAAUAGCUCAUAUUGUCCUUAAAGAUUUUUCAUGCACCAUUCAUACUUUAAGCAAGCUUUUCCCAUCAAAUAAUAUCAAGUACCACCACAUGUAUGUAUGAUUUAUAUGUCUUCCUCUUUUAGCCAACAACUACAGUACAAUAUUUAUGUUGACUUUAACUUGCCUUUUGUGUUGCUUUGAAAUACAUGUACAUGUAUUAUGCCCUGUGAAGAGGCUUUAACAUCCAGAAAUCAUGAAACAACUGGCACACAUGCUAGUAUGCCAGUUCAAAUGCAAGCAGCUCUGUCACCAUGUGUGUCAGAUGCUCCAGGCUGGGUAGUGUCUUUGCGGUUUCCUCAGAAAGUUUAAAUAACCCUUGUUUUGUAAGUUUGUUUGAAAGACUUUAUUUGAGCUUUAAAUGACGACUCCAGAUUAACUUCUGAAAGUAGUAAUUUCAAUCUUUCUUUUUCUCAACGUCCUUCGUCCAUUUUUGUGAGAACACAACACAGAUCCUGAAAUAUUUCAUCAAAACUUGGAUGAAUUAUUGAAGUUAAUUGAUGUGUUUCAUACUAUAUCCAUGGUUACAAUAGCUAAAUAUUUGGUGUAUAAGUGUGUUUUAUUAACACUGUGUUCUAGGUGUUUUUUCCAAUAACCAGCUUUCCAUUUCCUGAUAAUUUCUUCGGCGAGAAGAAUAUUUAUUAAUUUGCAUUGAAAUAAGAAACCUGAUUAUUGGUAAAUAUUUAAAUAAUUGGUUGUCAUCAUCAAUGUUUUCUUUGAUUUCGUUCCUUAAUGAGGAUUACUUAUUAAGAUAUAAUGAUAUGACGAUGCUGUCGUUAGAAUUAUGAUUUUACGUUAGUUUAUUCAGUUGGCUUUUCUAUGGACUACUGUGUCUCGUAUCAUAUGGCAGCCUGAUUUAUGUGCCAAGAAUUCAUAAUUGAUGUAUGUAGACUGCUGUAUCACCUUUGUAUCACCUCCAUUAAAAUGAAGCUGUGGGAGAAAUCUCAAAGAGUGCACAUAUCUAUCUACAUUGUAGGCAGUUAGCAUUGAAAUUCAAACUAGUACAUAGAUUAUCCACCAGUUGAAAAUCCAUUCUUUAACUACAGUACUGCCUAAUUCUAGGCACUGAUAGAAGAUCAUGUGCAAUUCCUUGAGCGAAAUAGGCAGGAUACUGAGGCCAUAACGCCAGUACUCCACCUCAGUUUCUCUCUCUCCCAUUGUUUUCUAAGAUUAAAGACAUGAAUAUACAUGUAGUUAUAAUAACGCUAGUUAAAAAUUAUUGCUUUUUGCUGCUUUAGCAAGUUUUGUUGUUACCAGCAUUCUGUUAGGGCACAUCUGCUUGCAGGACUUUCUUGCUAAAAAACAUGUUAAACUCAUGAAGUAUUUUCUUUACCGGUACUCAUUAUAUCAAGUCAGGGAAGUCGGUGGUCAGUUAGAGGGUCGAGGUCAUAAUCAGGAGGUUGUAGGUUCGACUCUUUGAAGGAUAAACAGUGUUUCAUCUCUGUGUCCUUGGGCAAGACACCUUACCCUACAUUGUUUCCUUCGACCCAGGAGUAUAAAUGGGUACCAGACUACUGGUCUGCAAUUUUUUCGGUUAUGCCAGAUAAUAGUUCUGUCUAUAAAUAGGUUCAAAUUAUGGCUAUCAUGUAGUUCAUGAAGAUAAUGUGUGAAUCCUGUGAUGGUAUACCAUGGUCUAGGGCAUAGCAAAAGACAGAAGUUCCCGAUAUACAUGUAAGUUUGGAAAUCAUAAUUGUUCUUCCAGUAGAGUCAAAGUCUCUUUGAUGGAGUGCUUUAAUUGUCUGCAGGUUUGAAUUGCAACUAGGUUGCAAUAUUUUUCAAAAGUUUGGGAAAAAAGGUCAAGAAGUCCUGUAUCCAUUAAAAAGAGCCUUUCAUUUCCACUCUGAUGGUAAAAAUACACUAUGAGAACGUAAGAAAUUUUUUAUCAAAACUAGAAAACAAGUCCUAGAAACAAGGUCGUUUCUUCAAAGGGUCAUUGAUGAAGGAAAUACAUCAAAAAGUUUCUCAUUUGCUUGUGUGUGUUGUACAAAAUUGUGUAUGAGAUAGAGAAAAUUUGGUGAUAUACUUCAUGGAUGACCACUUUGCCAUCUCAUCUGGUUAUUUUGAAGGGUGUUGAGUCGAAUGAUAAAGUGAAAGCAGCCUCGUCCUUGAUCAUGGUAUGUAUAGUCUGAAACUUUGUAAUGAUGAUCUUUGUGAUGUAUGAAUAAAUGACAUGUAUAAGAUGAA